This is a messenger RNA of Fusarium pseudograminearum CS3096, 1869 nucleotides long. RefSeq lists its product as uncharacterized. The transcript has 14 exons. Gene Ontology annotation, cellular component: mitochondrion. NCBI's taxonomy places the organism in Eukaryota, Fungi, Ascomycota, Sordariomycetes, Hypocreales, Nectriaceae. The record is from RefSeq and is a predicted model, not a curated record. Gene Ontology annotation, molecular function: protein-lysine N-methyltransferase activity; protein-containing complex binding. Bases 1 to 1869 code for a protein of 622 amino acids.
AUGGCUUCGCCUCUCCUUGCCGCGCGGGUAGCCCGCAAGACUGCAUUCAAUGUUGCCGGCAAGCGAUUCCUUUCCGAUAUUUCCAUUACUCGAACUGGCAAGCCUAUCAUGCGUGUUGAGGGUGGCCGUUCAUCCCUUGGAGGCCAUACCGUUACCGUAUUUGGCGCAACUGGCCAACUAGGACGAUACAUUGUCAACCGACUGGCUCGCCAGGGAUGUACCGUCGUUAUUCCCUACCGUGAGGAGAUGGCCAAACGUCAUCUCAAAGUCACUGGAGAUCUCGGCCGUGUUGUCUUCAUUGAGCACGAUCUUCGAAACACCCCUUCAAUCGAGGCCAGUGUGCGACACUCGGAUGCUGUUUUCAAUCUGAUCGGCCGUGAUUAUCCAACCAAGAACUUUUCCUUGGAGGAUGUGCAUAUCGAGGGUACCGAGCGAAUCGUUGAGGCUGUCUGCAAGUAUGAUGUCGACCGGUAUAUCCACGUUUCUUCCCACAGCGCCAACUCUCAGUCCACCUCGGAAUUCUACCGCACAAAGGGCCGAGCUGAGGAGGUUGCCCGCAGCCUUUUCCCCGAGACCACUAUCGUCCGCCCUGCCCCCAUCUUCGGUUUUGAGGACAACCUCCUGCUGAAGCUGGCUGGUGUCACCAACCUUUUUACUUCCAAUAACAUGCAAGAGAAGUUCUACCCUGUUCACUCAAUUGAUGUCGGUGCUGCUCUUGAGAAGAUCUUCUUUGACGACACCACUGCAGGACAGACCUUCGAGCUUUACGGACCUAAGAAGUACAGCAUGGAGGAGAUUUCUGUCAUGGUUGACAAGGAGAUUUACAAGCAGCGACGACACGUCAACGUGCCAAAGGCUAUCUUGAAGCCUGUCGCUGAGCUGCUGAACAAGGUGCUUUGGUGGCACACUAUGUCGGCUGAUGAGGUCGAGAGAGAGUUCUUGGACCAGGUCAUCGAUCCCAAGGCCAAGACGUUUAAGGACCUCGGCAUCGAGCCUGGUGACAUUAUCAACUUCACCUACCACUAUCUGCAAGGAUUCCGAAGCCAGAACUUCUACGAUCUCCCCCCUGCGACAGAGAAGGAGAAACGGGAAGAGAAGAAGUACAUCCACGUUCUGGAUGAAUUAAGCCUCUCGAGUCACGCCUUGGCCGCGUUGGCCGAAUUCCACGCUGAAAAGGAUGCCCAUGAAAAGACGUUCCAGAAGUUGAGGACCGGCGCCGCACCUAGAGCCGGAGCCGGACUCGGGGUGGUUGAACCGGAGGACGAGGAUCCUGUAGCGGAAGACGUGGACGACCAGCCGCUGAGCAUGGCCGCCUUCACGGAGGACUGGAACGAAUCGCAGUUUUGGUUCCUGGACGAAACUGCAUUGGCCCUGGCCGAUCAGCUCCUCGAUGGUGCAUCGUCGAGUUCAACGAUUGGUGUAGUGUCGACACCAAGUGUAUUCAUUGCACUUAAGAACCGCCUUAGAUUCUGGCCUGUCCAAGAUCGACCAAAGCUGGUGUUGUUUGAGCAUGACCACCGGUUUAGUGUCUUCCCUGAAUUCGUCUUCUACGACUUCCAACGACCUCUCCAACUUCCACUUAACCUCAAGGGCAGCCUGGACAGUGUUAUCAUUGAUCCUCCUUUCUUCAGCAAUGAUUGUCAGACGAAGUUUGCUCUGACCGGUCGCUGGCUCAUUAAACCAAAGUCGCCCCGUGUCAUUGUCUGCACUGGCGAGCGAAUGGCUCCCAUCAUCGACAAGCUCUACAGCUCUGUUGGAGUCUACCCAACCACGUUUGAGCCCGCCCACGCAGGAUUGAGUAAUCACUACUACUGUUACGCCAACUUCGAGAGUUCGACCUGGGACUGGCGACUGGAUGAAUCCCAUUAG